AUGACGUUCGAAACUACAACCUCACCCUCUUAUGACCCUUUGAGUCAAUAUGCCCCCUAUAACUCAUCUAUAUCCUCCUCGGCUUCGGCCUCUGCCUCCUCGGUGUGGUCUGGAUCCGACACUACCUCCCAAACCUCGGACGAUGCUUCUGGCUCAAUCUCAUCCGACAGCGACUCAUGCCACUCAUACUUUUCCUCUCAGGAAUCCUCGACAAUGACUCGUCGACCCGACCUUCUUACCAAACAACGCCAACAGCAACAGGCUGUCCCUGUUGAGUUGCGCCAAAACCCUAGACGUACCGCUGCGGCUGCUGGUGGCGCGGGAUGCCCCCCACCAUCACUUGUCCGGCAGUCGGACCGCAAAGUAAACUUCGUCGAUAGCCUUGUUGACUCGUCGACCCAGAUUGUUGAGGCCAUCUGGCCUCUCUCUUCCGCUCCGUGCCGCCCGGAGCCUGGCAACAGGACCGUGCUACCGCUGCGCACCUUUAUCCAAGAGACGCUCCGGCGCUCGCGCACUAGCUACUCGACCCUGCAAGUCGCGCUGUACUAUCUCAUCCUCAUCAAGCCUCACGUUCCCAAGCGUAGCUUUACUGUGGAGCAGUACGAGGAUCGGUUCGCUGACCGAGCGCUUCAGUGCGGCCGGCGCAUGUUCCUCGCGGCCCUGAUCCUUGCUUCCAAGUAUCUUCAGGACCGCAACUACUCUGCACGUGCCUGGAGCAAGAUCUCUGGUCUCAACGUCCAGGAGAUCAACCAGAACGAGGUCGCCUUUCUCCUUGCUGUCAACUGGAAGCUCCACAUCACUGAUGAGGUUUUCCGACGAUGGACCGAAAUUGUUCUCAAGCAUACUCCUCCCCCACCCCCGCCGUCUCCUGGUGCCGUCUCACAGACUUUGGCUCAGCAAACAUUGGAGUGGAAACAGGUUAUUUUGAGACUGAACCCGGACCUGACCAACAUCGAGGGCCUCAUUCCCGCCCUCCGCAUGCCUGCGAGAUCCAGCGAUCUCUGCGCUUUAUCACCUCGUAGUAUUCUUAACCUCCCUACGGAGCAGCGACGUGUGCCUACCCUGGCUUCCACUACGGCCGAGGAAGAGACUUGCGAUCCCAAGUUUCUCAGCAAGUACCUGCCUGCUCCGUUGGAGCCAACCCCCACGAUGGCCUAUUCGGCCACUCCCGGCCGACUGGCCCCUGCAUUGGGUCUUCUUCCGACCCCGCGUCUGACGCCGCAAUCCAGUGGUAUCUGUACUCCUGCAGUGAGUGCUGCAUCACACCUCCUCGGAAAAAGCAACGCAAUGUGCCUGGCCAUGGCUCAAGCUGGCAGCGUCAGCACCGCCCAGCACCUGGAUCGCUUUCCCGCCGCCCUGUCGACAUCCCCCCAGAACUACUGCCCCGCUCGUCGUUCUUCUCUUGCCAAUUCAAUCUCGACCAUGUCUUCUCCCGAAUCGAUGGUUUCGGAUCUUUCGCACACCUCUCGCUCGUCUUCCGUUUCGUCUGCCUCAUCUUUCGCUAGCGCGACCCUCAACAACUCGUUGACGGCUCAGUCGCGAUUCCGAUCGAUGAAGGCGAUGAAUGAGAGAUCGUACUUGAGGUCGACAGUCCCCACCGUUUCAGAGAGCUACGAAGAGUAUGGUUUCACGUCGUCUCCUGAAUCGUACACCGGCCCGGUUGCGAAGAUCGGGAGCCUCGCUCUGGAAACCCCCUUGGCAAGACAGCAACGCGAACUGGAAGGAAUGUCUCGGGAUCCCGACUCGGAUGCCGCACGCACUCUCCAGCAUCUGCACAGCCAGAGCAUCCGCGGUGUUGACUUCAAGCCCACGGCGCCCAUCGCGGCCAAGGCUGGCAUCAAGCGUAGCAGGACCGCAUCAGUGGACCAGCCCCUGCAGGAUCACGUACGGGAGAUGCUUUACCCCCACGGCGCUGGGAGCGCUCCUUGGCCCAUUACUCGCCCGCGAGGACUUGACGGAACGGAGCCCUACUUGCAGGUACCUGUUCGCCCCAGCCCAGGAGAAACGAGAAAGAGGCUUUGUUGCUCCGCUCAAGCGGCCAGUGGCUACCAGGCAGCAACAAGCGCAUUUCGCCCACGAGAGCCAAGCUUUUGGGGCAUCCUUAACUGA
Messenger RNA from Trichoderma harzianum CBS 226.95, 2109 nucleotides. RefSeq lists its product as hypothetical. The record is from RefSeq and is a predicted model, not a curated record. Lineage: Eukaryota; Fungi; Ascomycota; Sordariomycetes; Hypocreales; Hypocreaceae. The transcript is spliced from 2 exons. The coding region runs from base 1 to 2109 and encodes 702 amino acids. Gene Ontology annotation, biological process: regulation of cyclin-dependent protein serine/threonine kinase activity. Gene Ontology annotation, molecular function: cyclin-dependent protein serine/threonine kinase regulator activity; protein kinase binding. Gene Ontology annotation, cellular component: cyclin-dependent protein kinase holoenzyme complex; nucleus.